Cherax quadricarinatus is the source of this 1265-nucleotide messenger RNA. Its product is annotated as translocon-associated protein subunit gamma. Gene Ontology annotation, cellular component: membrane; endoplasmic reticulum. Lineage: Eukaryota; Metazoa; Arthropoda; Malacostraca; Decapoda; Parastacidae. Gene Ontology annotation, biological process: SRP-dependent cotranslational protein targeting to membrane. The record is from RefSeq and is a predicted model, not a curated record.
UGGAACUUAGUUUGUUGUGGUCUGGGAGAGUUGGAGGAAGGUGGUACUGCAGCUAGCGUCUCUUAUAAUCACUCGGAGCAUAUUGUUACUGUUGUAUACACCAACACCAGUGCACUCACUGAUACACGCUACAUACCAUCAUCCCUCACGGGUCAUAAAACAAAUAUGGUCACCAAAGGAAAGUUAACUAAGGAAGAGGAACUUUUGCUCCAGGAUUUCAGUAGAAAUGUAUCUAAGAAGAGCUCCAUUAUUUUUUACUUCAAUGCCUUAAUUGUGUCUGCAAUUCCUAUUUGGCUGUUCUGGCGUAUACAUAUGAUGGAUCCCUUAUCAUCUGCGGCCAUCUUUUGUCUUGUGACAGGCAUUGCAACUUACCUUGUUGCUUUUGCUUACAUGAACACCAAGUUUGUUUUGAAGCACAAGGUGGCACAAAAGGUUGAAGAUGCUGUAACACGUGAAGUAAUGCAUAAACUAUCAGAUGACAAGAAGAUGGGGAAAAAAGAAAAGGACGAGAGGGUGUUGUGGAAGAAGAAUGAAGUAGCAGAAGCUCAGGCCACAACAUUCUCCUUGUUUUACAACAAUGCUCUCUUCCUGAUGUUGGUUGUAGUUGGAUCCUUCCUUGUGUUCCGGUCCAUGGCUCCAGCAUACAAUUACGUUUUCAGCACUCUGGGAGCAGCUGGUGUCAUUGCACUUUUCUCAACCAGCACUCAAUAAAAUUCAAUAUUUGUUCUAGCAUCUUUUUGUAGUUAAAAAUUUCCAACUUUUUUUUGUUUAUCUAUGUUUGCUCAUUUCCUGACUAAAUGUCAAUUUAAAUAAUUGAGACAAAUCAAUGAAGCAUUGUAGUUCAUUUCUAUAAGUACACAUGUAAAAUAGUUGUUUUAGUUCAGUAAAGUAAUAAAAUUUAAAAAUGUCUGUGUUUAUACAAUAUGAAGAUUGUAAAAUGACAAAAAAUUUAGAAGUACUUGCCUAUUAAUGACCAUGUCAACAUGUUUAUUCAGCAUUUAAUUGUUGAAUAUAUAAAAUUACAGAAGAAUGUUGUUAUUCUAGGUUUUUGUGAUAGCCAAGGUUAUGAUGUAUGUCUUUAGAUUUAUUUUUUGUUAUUUGAUUUAAAUAUUUAAUUUAUAUAGCUUAUAGACAGGAAAUGGUGUUUAAGAUGUUGGAUAACAUUCCCUUUGUCAUCAUUUACUUGUGCAAAGCACCAUUUCUGUUAUGCAAGUUCAGUGUUAAAGGUGCUCUCUUUUAUAGCAAAGUAAAAAAUUAUCUGAACA